AAGAGACAGGCUGGGAUUUUAACGAGAAGAUUGCCAACACAGCUCCGGCUUUUGCUAUCAUUAAAAAAAAAUUACAUUUUAUUCAUAAUUUCUUUGAAUAAAUUAAUGGGGAAAAUUGAUUUAGCGAUCCUAAAAAAGAUCUCUUAAAGAUUUGAAAUGGUCAAUAGAAAAAAAAGAGCAUAUUAUUCAUCUAUGGGGAACAAAAACAACUGGUAACUCCCCAAAGGAACCUGUCCUCAUGACCAAUAGUAAGGAUGAUUUCGGAAACACUGGUUUUCAUCUUACAAACCAGUAUGGUAUUUGCAGUUAUGAAGUGGUCGUGGGACGGUUCGACCUUAAGGGCAUGUUUUAGUCCAACGGAAUGAAUUAUCAUUAUCUUUUAUCUCUCUGCAUUUCGACUCUAGAGAAAUGGUACUUAUAAGUACCAUAGAUUUUAAAAUAUCGUGACAUAUUUUAUGAAAGGCCAAAUGGCUGUUUUUUUAUAUAGUUUGUUAGCCCUGACGGGACCCUAACUUUACAAAAAAAUAAAUACCAUUUUUAUUUUAUUGCAUAUUUUUUGUAUUUAAAGAUUUUUUUGACUAGGCGAAAAAUAAAAACAAGUAUUAUAACCUUAAAAAGACCGAACACCUUUUAAGCGUUCUUGAGGAUCUGUUAUCAUUUUAACGUAUCUUGUUUUAAUACUUUGUAAUAAUCAAUUUAUUUCAUUAUCACCCUUGGCCAACAAGUAAACUUUUGCUUGCAAUCAUCAAAUCUUGGAUGGAAAGUAAAUUAAAGACAAGACUUGCUUCCGAGCGUAACUCAGGUAUCGCCAGAAACACACGCGCCGGGAAUUCCAAUGUAAGCCAUUCUAAACCGUGCAUUCAGACAAGUUACCUCAACUUAAGCUGCGAUCCUGACGCAAGGUAAGAAUUUAAUAUGUUAAACGAUCACUUAGUGUAUCCACGUUUUAACAUUUUAUAACUAUAAAUAUCUGCACCGUGCUGUGAGACUUAUUCUUUCUGUUUCACCUUAAACUCCAUGUUGUUUAAUAGUCGUUCUAUUUCUGGAUCUAGGCGCAUCUAGUACAUACGUCUACCUGCUGCUCGACUCAGACUUUGGCCAGCCUAACGAGCAUACAACUAACUUAAGUAAAACACGUCGGAAGAUAGAAUGAAGCAUGAAUAUCUUGAAUUAUACAUGAAGAUAGAAUGAAGCAUGAAUAUCUUGAAUUAUACAUGAAGAUAGAAUGAAGCAUGAAUAUCUUGAAUUAUACAUGAAGAUAGAAUGAAGCAUGAAUAUCUUGAAUUAUACAUGAAGAUGGAAUGAAGCAUGAAUAUCUUGAAUUAUACAUGAAGAUGGAAUGAAGCAUGAAUAUCUUGAAUUAUACAUGAAGAUGGAAUGAAGCAUGAAUAUCUUGAAUUAUACAUGAAGAUGGAAUGAAGCAUGAAUAUUUUGAAUUAUACAUGAAGAUGGAAUGAAGCAUGAAUAUUUUGAAUUAUACAUGAAGAUGGAAUGAAGCAUGAAUAUCUUGAAUUAUACAUGAAGAUGAAACGAAGCAUGAAUAUCUUGAAUUAUACAUGCAGAUGGAAUGAAGCAUGAAUAUUUUGAAUUAUACAUACCUCCUUCUAUUUAAAUUUUUAAUGUAGGCUUAAUAUAAAAUCAAUUUUGGGAAUCAAUUUUAACAUAUUUGUAUAUUUUAUAAUCUUCAUAAUAGGAUGAGAUUAAAACAGAGUAUCAAAUCUAAAAUGAUGUCUCGUCUCUAAGAAUAGAAGAAAGACAAAAAGAGUUAAAAAGUAUGUUUACUUUAAAAAUUGUUUAUUUUUCCCUUCAAAUUUUUAAUAUAUGUUUUGAAUUAACAAAAUCCAUCAGCGAGGGAUUAGUUAGCAUUUAUCGAUUACUUAAACUUUGUAUCUUAAAGCAACAAGGCGGGAAUGAAGCAAAUUUCGACUCUGUUUUGUAUUCUCGCCCUUCAUGUGUUUUCCUCCGAGGCACAGGAGACGGAAGUUGUUAAAACACCCGCAGGGAGGCUGAGGGGUUUGAAGGUGACCGCAAGUAAUGGCCAGUCUCUCUGGGCGUUUCGAGGAAUAACUUUUGCACAGCCUCCUGUUAGACAGCUGCGUUUUUCUAAGCCUUUGCCUUUUCCCGUACAAUGUGAGUAUCAGAUGCUCAUCUAUACCAUUGCCUUUUCCCCGUUCAACGUUAGUAUCAGAUGUUCAUCUAUCAAUGCCAUAGGCUAAAGGGCUGUCAACGUUGUCCACCCUCGUGAAGCUAACUUCCACGAUAAUCUGUCCUGUAUCUGAUUAAAAUAAAAUUGUAUUUAAAAUAAAACGAACACCAUAAAAUAUCUAAUAAGAAUCGAGCUAUUUUUACCCUUUACUUCCUUUAACGUUAUUAGGGUUGGUGUCGUCACCUAAGGCCGCGGCUAUUGAAUUUUCACCUCGGACUUUAUCCCAGUCCCCUUUACCCUAAGCAUAAAUAGUAACCUAAAUUUCAAUAGGACAGAGGAGGAAAUAGCUUCCGCUAGUUUUAGCGUUGAACAUCAAACUUUAAGGACAAAGCUUUCCUUUAGUUUUUGAGGCUACAAACAUAUAAAUCAACUCACCAAUCAUGUCACUGGGGGGCCGAGCGGUCUAUACUGACUCAAUCCCAAUAGCUGUUUCCCUGGAGCUCAAGCCUCACCAAAGCCAAGACAAGCAGAAACACCCCAAGCAACCCGGGUGCCUCGGACUCGCUAACCUUGGACGGCAACCAAUGUUCCCUUUAAGUGUCGCUGAUCCAGGCAUGAGGCAAGGAGCAGCACAACGUUAAAGUGCUAAAGAAGACCAGGUUAAAAUUUUGAUUGACAACGUCCUCUUGGCUAUCAACAUGAACACUCAUAGCUGGCGCAGGAAGAAUAACGCUUUUUGUGUUUGCUUAGUUUAUCAAUUCCGUAGUGAAUGAUGCUAUAAUUAGCGAACUUCGUAAUGCAAAGUUCCACACAUUAACAGCAGAUGAAAGCACUGAUAUAUCGCUGACAAAAAAUUGAUUUUGUACACAAAGAAAGUUGCGGCCAUAUCCCGGUAAUGUUUACAAGACAGGGUUUGUUGGCAUGUUCUCUCUGUCGGCAUGUGACAGUAAAUCUGUGGAAUCAGCAAUAACAGAGUUUUAUCCAGAGAAUUCAUUGGACAUGCAGAAAAUGGUCAUAUUUAUCUCUGAUGGUGCAUCGGUAAUGCUAGGCAAGAACAAUGGAGUUGCAGCAAUUGUUCGCCGAAGUAUUCCACAGCUACAGGAACAACAUUGCAUUGCUCAUCGUGAAGAUUUAGGCAUCGAUGAUGCUUGCAAACAUAUAAGUUAAAUGGCAGACAUUGAAAGAUUCCUAAGGACAUUGUUCAGUAUAAGGUGGACAGUACGGAAAGCCCUGUUUGCCGAACUAGCUAUGGUGUAGGAAUGGGAUUCCGUAGCCUUUAUACCAUUGAAUGAAAUCAGAUGGCUUUCCCUGCACUUUGCUUUACGAGCAUUGCUGAGAAACAUAAACGUAUUGACUGAAUACUGUGAGGAGAAGGCGGGCCUGUAUAAAGAUCCAGUUCAUAAGUAAUUUUUGAAAAAACUAAGGGAUCCGCAAUUUCGAACUGCACUGAUUGUCCUUGAUGAAGUUGCUGCUGAACUUGCUGAGUUAUGCAAGCUACUAAAAAGAAAAAAAAACAUCAAGGCCUUUCAGUUUGUAACAGCAAGGAUCCUUAAGCUCCGUGUCCAGUACCUUGGUAAAAAUGUGCACUGGUCCAAGAAGUUUGCUGAAUUGCUUGCGAAUGACGAGGAUAUAAAUGUGAGUUCCAUCUUAAAAAUCUUUGAUUGUUUAUGUUUUAACCUGGACUCUCGUUUCCCUGAAAGCGUUGAUGCAAUGGAGAAUCUUUGAGAUAUUAGCGUUAAUCGACACUUUAGAUUUUAAUUUUGGCCAAGAAUAACUUGCAGUACCAUUUUUUAGAUAUGCGGCAUUCAUGGAAAAUCAUGAUGGCAUUCUGCCGAAAGUUAAGGAUCAGUACUUUUACUUAAGGUUUGUGCUUGCAGAAAAAUGAGAUGUGUGUUGAUGCAGACUUUCGACGAGAUGUUUCGAUUUGUAAUAAAUGAGGAGUUAUUCGGUGACAUUGUCAUUCUGUUGGAUAUUUAUGCUACAUUUCUUACAACAAACCCCGAUUGUGAACGUGGAUUCAGCCUAAUGUAUUAUAUAAAAAUAAGGUUAAAAAAUAGGCUGAAAGAGUGACAUUUAGACAUGCUUAUGAGGAUUAAGUCGUAUCACAAUGAUCGACAUCAGGUCAACCGUGGCGAUGUGUAUAAAAGAUGAAUAUUGUUGAAAGACAGACGCCAGAGUACCUCCAGAAACGAGUCAAUCAUAUGAAAAGCGGCCAUUGGUAGUGGGUGUGUUAGAAUUUAGUUGCUUGACCCAAAGACGGGAUAAAUAAUAGAAAUAAAUAUAGCUUUGAUUGAAAUAUUGUGAUAUUUAUGAUUAUAAUUAUUAAAUUAUAGUUCCUUUAUUUAUUUAUAUAAAAGUUUUUGCACUUAAGUUCAUUUAUGUAAUUUCCGUGUGUGUGUGUUUGUGGGCUGACACAUAAGAGAAUGCAAACUCUGAAUUCAAACCAGGAGCCAGAAUGAUCAAUAAACUGAUCGUGGGCCAUCAAAAAUAGGGGGAAAAAAGUCUGAUCAAGUCAUUAAUGUGAAAUUCGUCGGAAAACCAAACUUUAAUAUAAAUAUAUGGAUCCUUGCUCAUUAAGGCACAGACAUGACCCGCAAUACAUCAUUGUGGCACAGACAUUCCCCACAAUAAUCAUUGUGGCUCAUAUAUAUUAUUAUGGCUUCGUCCAUUGUUGUCCAGCCUACUGUUAUGAGAGGUUUUCGAUUUUUUACAUCAUCGUGAUCGGGUCUCCUCGAAACAAAGUCUCUGACACAACGCCGACAGAAACUAACUCAGUGGAGCAAUAUAUCCAUUUGACGGCCUGUUGACGGGAUUUGCGCCAUUGGCAAGUGGGUGCAUAUAAAAAUUUAUCCUUGCCAGUCGUUAGUUAGCCAACUUUCCCUGUUCACAGGUUUUCAAUGUCUUUGGCGGAGUGGGGGUGCUGACGGACCCUGAUAUUUUGUAAACCUAUUUAAGUGAACACUCGACUCAGUCAUGCAUGACUGUCAGGGCGCAACCAGAGAAGUUAAAAAGAAAUGCCUAUUCACGACGGGCUCUAAAGUUAUAUAAAUAUACUGGGGGGGGUGUCACUAAAUGUGGUAUAUCUCCUUAAACAAAUGAACGAUUUUGUCAAAAUGGGACCCAAAUAAGGCGAAAUAUCAAAAUUACCAAAUACAAUGUUUUUUUUAAAAAGGUAAAAUGGGAUACCAAUAUUUUAUUCAUUCCUAAAAGAGCCAUGGCGUAAAAUAAAUUAAAAACAAGGUCGCUCUCAAUACAAGGGGAGAGAAGCACUGAUCACCCGAUGCAACAUUUGCCGGAAACACACAAACUGGGAUCUCUACAUAUAAGCUGAUUGCUCUUGUGCAGCCACAAUCGACAUACCCCCGUUAAAACUUUACAUUGUACAAGGUAAGAGCUGAAUAAUAACUAAUGUAUACAUGUGUUUAGUUUUCCAGAGUUGACAAUAGAUGUAGACCUUGACACGAUAGUAUGCAUUAUUUUUAAUCUUUGCGUGCUCGGCAGCAGUUUUAACAACAUGCACAAAAUAUUUACUUUUUAAUGGAGGCUGUAAUUUUUGUGUGUUUAGACUUCUAAAUGUUUUUCUUUUCUUUUUUUUUUUUUUGGUCCUAAUUUGUUGGUUUUACGCUAGGGUGACCAAAUCAUGAACUGGAGAAAACGGGACACACACAAGGAGGGUCGUUUAAGGGGGAUACGCUCCAGUUAAAGAGGGCUUUGGCGGCCUCCGUCGUAAAGUGCUUAUUGAAAUAUGUUCAUUUUAACUAUUUUGAGACCUAGAAAUCAAUCGUUUAAAUUUACUUUCACCAUAUUACACGUAGCUGUAUCAAAAUGGGCUUCUGUGCAGUUACCCCUCACCCCCCCCCCCACAAACCCGGCUUCAAGUCUCGUGUUUACGCAGCGUCGGCAGAGUGGUGGAAAUAUUUUGAGACCUAGAAAUCAAUCGUUUAAAUUUACUUUCACCAUAUUACACGUAGCUGUAUCAAAAUGGGCUUCUGUGCAGUUACCCCUCACCCCCCCACCCCACAAACCCGGCUUCAAGUCUCGUGUUUACGCAGCGUCGGCAGAGUGGUGGAAACUGGUGGAGAGGAAACAGUGCAGCCAUCACGCGAGUCCACAUCUCAACCAAUUGAACGUGGGCCCCUCAAAUAUAAAAAGAAGAAGAUCACUACUGGCACUGGCUACACAGCUAGCUAAAAUAUUACUUGAAGUUAUGUUAUAAAUUAGGAAGUUUUAUUGAUUUGAAAUGUGUUUGGUUUUAAAAAAUGGGACAUUUAGGCGUCCCGAGACUUUAUUUGGGACACCGGGUACGAUCGAGAAAAAACGGGACAAUUCCGUUUUAACGGGACAUUUGUCACCCUAUUUUAUGCGCAAAAGACUCCCCGUGUUUACUCCUCAUGCGACCUGCGCCGAGACCCACUCAGGGGAUGGUUAACAAAGUUUUAGUGAAGCAGUUUGAAGAAAGGCCCCAUGAUAAAUAACAGAAUUACAUCAUUUAAUGAAUGUUGGAAGAUAGUUAUUAAAUAACAAGAUAUAAAUCUAGACCCGUCACAAGCAAAAUCUUAGCCGGGGGGAAGGGGGGCAAAACUUUAAAUUUAGGCAGCCUCUUCUGUGAUUUCAAGAUUUGGAGAAAAUACUUUUAUUAGUUGAUCUAUAUUUUGUUCUCGAUGAAAACAAAAAUCUUUAAGACGCUAUAUCCCCGCAAAGUUUUGCUAUCCCCACAAAAAAAUAAAUAAAAAAAUAAAUGAGCCCCUCAUUCAGCUAGUUGAAUUUGUUGGUUCAUAUCGCUUGACUGAUACUAACUUAGAGCGAAAACUCGUAUCUGUUGAUCGUUUUUACUGCAUCUUACAGCAACAAGACGGGAAUGAAGCGAUUUUCGACUCCGUUUUGUGUUCUCGUUCUUUAUGUGGUUGCCUCCAAGGCACAGGAGACGGGCGUAGUCAAUACCCCAGCCGGGAGGUUGAGGGGUUUGAAGGUGACCGCAAGUAAUGGCCAGUCUCUCUGGGCGUUUCGGGGAAUCCCAUUUGCACAGCCUCCUGUUGGACAGCUGCGUUUUGCCAAGCCACUGCCAUAUCCAGAUCAAUGUGAGUAUCAAUUGUUCUUUCAAUGAUUCUAAGCCUUGGCUCGAACCGCUCAAUGUUGAGUUGUUUCAGGUCAUCUAUAAAUUAUGUACAGUGUUAAUUUGGCAGAUUAUUUAACCACAUCAAAACAAAUAGUCACACAAUAGUUGACACAAUCAUCAUACGAUGUCACAAAUAUCUCACCCUUUUCCCCACCCUACCUCAAGGCUAUCAUCAACUAUGUAUAAAUUCAUCAAUCCAUUGCCAUAACAUUUUCAGUGUCAGUAUCAUAAAUUACUCUCGAGAACACUUCAGAUGUUAGCACAAAUGACAAAUAGAUUAUAAUGAAAACUUUGUUUGGAAUUUUUGUAGGUAAUCGGAUCUCGAUUUUUCCGAAUGAAAUUUAAGAUUUAACAAAAAAAAAUAUAUAUGUCAAAUUAUGUUUAAACGGUUUUAAUAAACAUUGAAAGAUUUCGACAACUCUAAAAUUGUUCUGUUUAAAAUCCUCCCACUUAAGGUAAAUCUCUCUUAUGAAUGAAUCAGUCUUAUUCAUGUAUUUUGUGAAAAUGUAACUCUACGAACUUUCUGAACGUUGUAUGUAUAAUUUUCUUGGUUACUUUACUGGAUAAGAGAUCAUUUCGCAAAAGUUUUUCAUAAUGUUAAAAUGUUAAAAUACGCAAAACCUAACCUAUUUUUUUUAAAGAUCAAGAGUCUAUAAAAAAUAAUUCUACCCAAAUCUUUUAAAUUAAAUACUCAGCAUAGAAAAGCCGGUGAGUGACUUCUAGAGGCCACCUGCCACUUUUUCAGUUGUAUGCCCCUGCAUUCAGGAUUUAUUUGUGCCACACCCCUUCUUUAGUUGAGUCCCUUAUAUAUCCGAUGCUUGGCUCCAGCGACAGGGGUAAAAUAGCAAUUCCACCAUUUAUUUCAAUAAGUGCAAAAAAGUCACUGUUUUUACAUGUUCAAUUAUAAUAUUUUUUCCAAACAGCUGACGUUAUAGAUGCUACGAGACAGAGAGCUUCCUGUAUACAAAAUGAUCAAAGGCUUUUGCCUAAUGAGACAAUAUCAGAAGACUGUCUGUUUCUUAACGUCUUCCUCAAAGAAAUCAAUGUCAGCCCUCAAGAACGAAAGAAAGUUCUCGUGUUCAUACACGGUGGGGCUUUCUUCUUGGGAUCUUCGAUAUCUUAUAAUCCCGGAAGUAUAGCCACGGACCACGACAUUAUUGUUGUCGUCAUUCAGUAUCGACUCGGUGCUCUCGGGUUUCUAACGACAAAAAAUCAGGCUGCCCCUGGAAACUACGCUCUCUGGGAUCAAACUCUAGCAUUGAAAUGGGUUAAAAACAACAUUGGUGCUUUCGGCGGAGACGCAAGUGACGUAACGAUUGCAGGACAAUCAGCAGGGUCGAUGUCCGUGUCGCUCCUCACACUGAGUCCAGAGACAAAGGGACUGUUCACCAAGGCUUAUUCUGCCAGUGGAGUGGCCAUGUCAAGCUUUACCGACUACAGAAACAGUGACAGCAUCAUUAUGUCCCUGGCUAAAUCUCUAAACUGCUGGAACAGAACCGAAGCGUUAAAAUUAGAUGCUAACAAGUCUGUGGAAGUCAUUCAGUGCCUUCGCGCCCGCCCAGCUUCGGACUUCACACGAAUUCAAUUCACCGAUAUCUCAAGACCUAUCUACAUACCCUGGGCAGAUGGUGAGAUUAUUCCUAAAUCUCCGAGGGAUCUGAUGAAAGACACGAACUACUUGGAAAGUAUCGGAUUUUACGACAGGCGAUAUCUCCACAGCGUGAACAACAACGAAAAAUCUGUGCUUGCUGGAUUUUUAAAUGAAUCCAGGACCUCUAUCUACAGUAACAAAAGCCUCACGGGGGAGGAAGCAGAAAAAAUUUGGCAAAGAACUCUAUCAACUUCAACAAAAGCAUCCGUGUAUGACAUGCGGGGAGCGGAUCAGGCAAUGGAUAACGUUAUUGGCUCAGCUCUACAGUGGUAUUCAGCCAGGCUUUUCCCACCCUACGACGUCUACGAACUUCAAGCGGAUGUGACCUUUUUUAUCCCCACUUUUGAUUUCAUCAACACCAUAGGCAAAAGCGGGCGGACGUCCUCCUGGCUCCUGUAUUUCAACCACUAUCCCAAGCAUAUCACACCUGAUAUUAAAGGAAGUCCACACGGAUUGGACCUGGCGUAUUGGCUCGACGCCGAUGAGGCAUCGUUGCGUCGCCGAUCAAUUGAGAAGUUUGAUGAUGAGGAUGUGAAUUUAAAGAAAGUCUUUUCCAGCAUUGUAGCGAAUUUCGUUAAAUUUGGGUGAGUAGUUUUAUUUAUUCAGUUUAAUAUUAAUUUUUUUUUUUUUUUACAAAGUUAUUUAAAUUUUGAUUUUGUUAAUUAAUUGCGUCAUCACAGGCAGAUGUUAAAGUAAAUGAACGAAACGCUUAUCCAUUUUUUUUCUAAAACGAAAGUAAAUCCCAUUGCAUGGAAAGUCGAUUCUUGUAGACCUCUUUCCCUUUCCUCUACCAUACAUUGUCACAACCUAUGUAAGCGAAGGAAUUGUUGCAAUUUGUAUACUGUAAACAUUAAAAGAAAUCAUUAUAAUUACAGUAAAUAAUAUUUGAUAUGUAGCUGUUUUAUAAAAAAAAAAAUUCAGGCGACGCUCAUCGAUUGAGUCGUGCUCUCAUUAAAGUCCUCUUUCAUCUUUCCUGUUUAUCAAAUUAAACACGCAACUCAAAACAUGACAUCGUGUCAUACAGCUAAUCAGUUUGCUGCUGGAAUUGUCAUUUCCAAUAAAGUUGCGGUCGGUAAAGCUUACUUUGCAAUCAUGUCAUCCCCAGAAACCCAGAAUCCAAUCUCCUUGCAUUGGGCUCAUGUCGAUGGAGACCCAACGGCUCGUAUUACCUGAACUUUAACCCCAAGCCCACUGUGGAGAGAAAUCUGAGACGCGAACAGAGACAGCUGUGGAUGAAUGAAGCGUUGGAAACGUGUGCAGAGGAAAUGGAGGACAGAUCAGGCUUGAGUUCAAGUGCUCGCAGCAUUGUAUCUCUUGUUGCUCUCUUCUCAUCACUAUUUGUGUCUUAUUUCUCGCUGAUUUGAUCACUCUGUACAUUCCUAAUGUCCUAUAGGUAGACACGUGAUAAUAUCGUCAUUGAAAUAUGUGUUUUGUAAAAGUAUCCAAUCUUUCAAAUCUAAUUAAAUAGUUGUUCUAUCUUGCUUCCAAAUACUACCUUCACCAUUAUGUUUACAUCUCUGUGCACCAAGUAUAGAUAUAUGGUAUUUAAUUAAGUUGUAGAAACCGAAACGAUAGGGGAGUGAAUGCGCGGGAGCUUGUCUUCUGAGGUAAUUGUCUCCAGCGGUGUACCUAGCUAGAGUCAGUGCCACCCUGGGUGACCCAAGAAUUUAGCCCCCCCCCCCUCCACGAAAAAAAUCUUCAGUUGCCAGAAAUAGUUGCUCUAUAUAAAGAAAAUAGUCGCGGCACGCCUACUCCUCACUACUCACUAAGUAUUCAUGCAUUCUUGAGUUCAAGCCGUUUGAGCGAGUGAACAAAAAAAACAAAGCUACUAUACUUUUUCUGCUUGUGAUCAUGUUAGGUAAAUUUUCGACUACGUUUUCUCUUUUCAUGAAAGUUCAAGUCAUAAAAUAUGUUUUGGUUUACUUAUUCAGUAGUUACAUCUUUCAUUUUAGAUUAGAAACUUAUAAAAUACUUUAACAUGUUACUCAUGACGUGGUUUGCGUGUCUGAAAUUUCCUUUUUUUUUGUGUAUGUUCCUAAUCACAGUGUAAACAAGCAAUCCCUUUCAACUAUCAUUUCAAUCAUAGCCUUUUAGAAAUUUCUAAGGUAAAACAUAUUCUUUCUCGCUAUUACUAAUACACUAAAAAUCAUGACCAUUACAUUGGACUGGUUGGUAUUGUUUUGGGGUCAGUUUCAAGCUAAUUUAUCUAUGCUUUUUGUAACAUUUUUCUCUUAGCUCACAUUUGGAUUAAUCAAUUUGUGUUUCCUAUCAAAGUUUCAAGCCCUUUAAAAAAUCUGGGUUGUUUUAUGAAUUAUUAACCGGUAAGUGCAAACAAUUUUAAAAUUACUAACCUAAUUGCUUACAAAAGAAAAAGGGCGACACAAAACUUCUUUUGCGUGCAUUCGAAUGAUACGAGUUUAAAAGUUUAAAAUGCCAUGUCAAUAACAGCCUCUGGUGCAUUUGGGGGUGUUGAAUAAAAUGUUCAUGUUAUUCGUAAAAUUUAUUUUUAUAUUAUACUUCAUUAUAUUAAUUUUCUGUGUUUAUAAUAAAAAAAAUUUCUAAUUUCAAGCUUUAAAGUUUCUUUGAACAACAUUUUUUUUACAAUAUUUUAGAAGUGGGUAGAAAUAUAUAUACAUAUAACUUGCUCUUUGUUCGCUUGAAGAAUAAAUAAGUCAAGGGAGGGGGGGGUGGCCUGAAUAUUUUUUUUUCUGAAAAAAGAAGCAGUAAGCAAAAUAAGUUUUGAUAAAUAAAUCAAAUGAUGAACCAUGCGCAAACACGAUUGACGAAGGUAUUAUCUAAAGGGAUUUCGUUCACACUAUCGUCACAUUCCCGAGCAGAUCGACAUAAAUCGUCUGUUUUGAAAAGCCGACUGGCGUAUAUAAGUAUAUGUAAAUGUGAGACCGAGCUUCAAGAACGGAACUGAGAACAAUAAAGUUUGUUAUUUUUGUGUGCAAAUGAUCAUUUGGUAUCAGGGCCGUGCGAAUGAAAAACUCCAAGUUGGGUGAAGUCUGACAACUGCUUCAUCAAUAAAUCAUAUAGACGCAUAUAGAAAUGAAUAAAUGACGAUUUUGCCCCC
Lymnaea stagnalis (great pond snail) is the source of this 11989-nucleotide messenger RNA. The record is from the annotation of a GenBank genome assembly. Lineage: Eukaryota; Metazoa; Mollusca; Gastropoda; Lymnaeidae.